Labrus mixtus (cuckoo wrasse) is the source of this 3691-nucleotide messenger RNA. Its product is annotated as polyserase-2-like. Lineage: Eukaryota; Metazoa; Chordata; Actinopteri; Labriformes; Labridae. The record is from RefSeq and is a predicted model, not a curated record. Gene Ontology annotation, biological process: proteolysis. The transcript is spliced from 10 exons. Bases 63 to 1835 code for a protein of 590 amino acids. Gene Ontology annotation, molecular function: serine-type endopeptidase activity.
GAGGGAGGGGAGAAGAAGCUUAUUUAUGCCAGAGCAGACUCCGAUAUUAUGGACUUCCAGUUAUGGCUCUCCACAAAGUGAUCUGCGCUGCAACCCUGCUGACUUUCUUCAAUCAAGAGUGUCUCGGACAGCUUGAUGUGUGUGGGAAACCUCCACUCAACAACAGGAUUGUUGGAGGACAGGUGGCUCCUCAAGGCAGCUGGCCAUGGCAGGUCAGUCUGCAUCGAUCUGGGUUUCACUUCUGUGGAGGGUCCCUCAUUAACAACCAGUGGGUGAUGUCUGCUGCUCACUGCUUCCAACGCACUGCCGCCAGCAGUCUGCUGGUGUAUCUGGGACGACAGAGUCAAGAGGGAACCAACUCCAACGAAGUGUCCAGGACGGUAAUGGAGAUCAUUGUCCACCCUGACUACAACACUGUUACUAGUGACAAUGACAUCGCACUCCUGAAACUGUCCUCAACUGUGACUUUCACCAACUUCAUCAUGCCCGUGUGCCUGGCGGCCCCAGGCAGCACCUUCUUCAGCGGCAUCGACGCCUGGGUUACCGGCUGGGGCAACAUUGGAAGUGGAGUGCCCCUUCCUUCCCCACAAAACCUUAUGGAGGUGGAGGUGCCAAUAGUGGGCAACAGAACAUGUAGCUGUAACUAUGGAGUGGGUAGAAUCACAGACAACAUGAUCUGCGCCGGGUUAGAGGCUGGAGGAAGGGACUCCUGUCAGGGGGAUUCAGGAGGUCCGCUGGUGAGCAAGCAGAACGCCAUCUGGAUCUUAGAGGGGGUUGUAAGUUUUGGCGCUGGAUGUGCUCUGCCUAAUUUUCCAGGAGUAUAUACCCGAGUGUCCAAGUACCAGUCGUGGAUCAACAGUCACAUCACCAGCAACCAGCCGGGCUACAUCGUCUUCACAUCCACUGGGACUGACAGUGACCUGAGUGUCACCUGUACUGGCCUGCCACCAGCACCAACCGCCGUCCCUCCUGUAGCCCAACCUGUGGUCUGUGGUCAAGCUUCGUUGAAUUCUCGUAUAAUGGGAGGAAGCUCAGUCACGCAGGCUGGUGUGUGGCCGUGGAUGGCGAGCCUGCAGAAGAAUGGAAGCCAUGUGUGUGGUGGGACUUUGGUUGCCUUGGAUUCUGUGUUGAGCAACGCCAACUGCUUCUCAAGUUCCCCCACGCCAUCUGAAUGGACCGUUGUUUUGGGUCGUUUGAAACAGAAUGGAUCCAACCCUUUUGAGGUGACACUGAAUGUGACAAAUAUCACCCUGAGCAACCUCAAUGGGUCAAAUGUAGCAGUGCUGCAUCUGUCAACCAAACCCACCCUGUCAGUCUACAUCCAGCCCAUCUGUCUGGACAACGGACAGACCUUCUCAGAGGGCUCAACCUGCUGGGCUGCCGGCUGGAGCUCUGGUCGUGGUGGGGAGGAACAAGUUCUGCAGGAAUUACAGACCUCAAUCGUGAAUUGUGGAAACGCUUCAUCAAGUGACACGAUUUGUACAGCAUCACUCACACUGGAGCAGGGGGAUUCUGGCGGUCCUCUCAUGUGUAAGCUGGAUGGGUCCUGGUUCCAGGCGUCCGUGUUAUCAUUUGAAAAUAACUCAAGCACCCAAGGUCGAGUAGCGAAAGCAGAUCUAACGAUGUUUACCAAACUGAGCACCUUUCAGACAUUCUUGACAGCGACGAUAGGAACGUUCUUAUCUCCAGCUUCCAACAGCACCACAGCUUCCAACAGUACCACAGCUUCCCCCAGCAUGACAACUGCCAGCGGUGUGGAUUGCCCCGCUCACUCGUCCCUCUUCGUCCUUUUGCAUCUCCUCGUUUUAUCAGUGUGUCUCCAACUCUUGGCAUAGAAACCUCCCACUCGUAAAAGGGAUUUACAUGAUGUGACUCGCACAGAUGAAUGUAAGCACACUUGAAUUUGAGAGACAUUUGUUAGCAUGAAACUGCAUGACGUUUUUUUUGUAUGUACUUAUGUGAUUGGUACAAAGCUAAUGUUUGGUUUAAUGUUUGCCAGAGGUAAUUGGCAAACUGAGGAAGUUAAAACUAUAUUAUUAUUUUAUUAUCUAGAAAAAUCUGUUUUUCUGUGUUGAGGGAGAUUUAAAGUCAUCUUUGAAUUACUAUAGUUUUAAAUAUGAAUAUCAAAAGUUAGCAUGUUUUGAAGCUGGGGGUCUUAGAAUGCCAUUUUGGUGGUUUUUGGAGAGUGACAAUUGGAAAAACGGUUUGAGUCUGAGAGGACUGAGUGGUUAGCAAAUGCUAAGGUAUCAGGUUAGCUUGGAUGGCUUAAAGAUGUAAAUCACAGAAGAUAUAUGUGACUAAAAUAUAUUCUGGGUUCAUGGGAAAUUAGAACAAAAUGUAUUUGACAAUGACAUGAACAGCAGACUCUUCAGGGGUUCUUCAUGCAGUAGAACGCAAAAAAGAAAAAAAAGCAUUUUUCUGGUUGUCAUGGUGAUUACUUAAUCAUAAUUUAGCUGAUGUGGAUUUCCUUGUUGUUGAUAUGUUUGAUGAUGAAGAAAUUUGCCGUUGAGACUGACUUGCUUUCAAAGAGUAUCAUUUUUAUUUAAGCAAGAAACAGAGUCACUGGUCACGUCUGGCCAGGAGGAUCAUGAAGCCAAUAAUGAUCUCUCGCGAACAUACAGAGACAAUCGCCUAUAUGCACCCAAACCAUCUACUUUUCGUCAUGGGUCAUAAAAAACAUAAUGUAACACAUCCAUAUUUGGCAAUUCUCUUACACAAUACCUUAAGGUAAACAUUCAACUUGAGGGGACUCCUAAAUCUCCUUCAGAUACAAAUUCUCUCCAGAUGUAUACAUUAUAAACUUAAAGGAGCAGUAUAUUCUCUCUGUCCUAGCUACUUCAGACACUUCAUAGCAAUGCCCUAAAAAUAAUCUGUUCCAAGUUGUUUUUAAUCCAAACAGCACCAUUAUUUAAAUGAACAUCAUGAUAUGUUGAAGAAGACCUGAAACUCUGAUAAUGAAACCAGGAGCUCAUCAGGAAAAUGUUUACUAUAGCCAUACAUUUAUGAAGAAUUUUUUUUCUCACAUAUAUUUUGUUUACAAAUGGGCUUGGAGUCACUCCCUGCUGGACUUCUGCAAAGGCGUAAUUCUGCUUCAAGGCUUAAGUUCACUUCUUAUAUCCAGAAGAUGGAAAGCACUUCAGGAAAGCACUUCUACUACUUCUAGUACUACUUUAUUUCUCUAUAGCCUGCGAGAAAACGUGAUUCAUCCUGGUCACUGUUCUCACUGGCUUGACUUUCUUUUGUUUCUAGGGAGGAGAUUAUCGGUGCUGGCUUCUCUGAGUCUUGAGCAUCAGGGGUAAAAUGAAGAACUCUUAAAGCUGCACUGAACAAAUGUUUUCAUAUAUAGUUAGGCACUCCAGGGAUCAUAAGAAGAUAACAUGUGAAAUCUAUGUUUUUUUUACUGACUGAAAAUGACUUUGUCCAUACACAGAACGGAAUUAUUGUUAAAUAGGAAGUGUCUUUCUUCGACAAAUGAGUGAAAAAUGUAUUUUGAAGGAACACAUCAUCUACCUCAUCGUGUCAGAGAGGUGCUGUUCUAAAAUGUCUAUUUCUAUCAGAAAUGAAUCAGCACUUGAGCUGCACUUUACUUUUUUGAAAUCUAAAUGUCGGCUACUAAUUUUCCAUGAAAAACAACUGUAAUGUGGAUGUGACAGUACUGUACAAAUUAAUUUAAUAAACUGCUUGUAUAUUA